AUGCUCCUUCUUGUACUACUAACAGUUAUUACAGUUGUUGCAAAUGCAAGAUCAACAUCUGUGAAACAAAGUUCAUUAUCGUUUUUCUAUGUUAUUCCACUUGGUACAAAUGGUGGUCUAGAUGAAAAUAAUCUUUCAUCAUAUUUACUUACAUCAGUCAAUAAUAGUAUUCCAAAUUCAGCGUACAUAUCACUUGACGGUGGUACUGUUCGUCAUGGAAUUGAAAUAGCAAUUAAACAGCAAUCAUUACCAUUGAAUACGGACAAAGAAAUGUUUAUUCGAGAACAAAUAAAAGCUUAUCUCAUAUCACAUGGUCAUCUCGAUCAUAUUACUGGAUUUCUUAUUAACACUCCAAAUGAUAAAUCAGGAAAAUUUAUUAUUGGACUCAAUCAAACAAUUAAAAUUAUUCGCGAUCAUUAUUUCAAUAAUCAAGCAUGGGCUGAUUUUGGUUCAACAGGUCUCAAAACAUAUGAUUAUCAAAUACUAGAUCCACUAUCAACGAUAUCAGCUCCAAUAGUGAAUACUGAUUUAGAUGUGCGCAUUUUUCGACUGUGUCAUACUUGCCCAUUUCUUAGUUCAGCUUUUCUUGUUUCUCGUCGUAAUCAACCUUCAGCAUCUAUUCUUUAUUUGGGUGAUACUGGUCCAGAUGAUGUUGAAAAAAUAAUACAAGCUGAUAAUACGACAUAUUCACCUAGAUAUCUCAGUCAAUUAUGGAAAGAAAUGGCUCCACUUGUUGCUGCUAAUCAAUUAAAAGCUAUUUUUAUUGAAGUCUCAUAUCCGAAUGGGCGGCCCGACCAUUUAUUAUUUGGACAUUUGACUCCUAAUUGGCUUUUGAAAGAACUUAACGUUUUGAAAAGUUAUCAUUCAAUGGAAAAUGUUAAAAUUAUUGUAACACAUAUCAAACCAGAAAAUGGAGCACGAGAAAAAAUUAUUGAACAACUCUCAAGAGCCGAUGCUUUACAUUUUAAUUUUGUAUUUCCUCAACAGGGUCAAGCCAUUUGGCUUUGA
Rotaria socialis is the source of this 1008-nucleotide messenger RNA. The record is from the annotation of a GenBank genome assembly. Lineage: Eukaryota; Metazoa; Rotifera; Eurotatoria; Philodinida; Philodinidae.